Molecule: messenger RNA, 1885 nt
Organism: Aedes aegypti (yellow fever mosquito)
Lineage: Eukaryota; Metazoa; Arthropoda; Insecta; Diptera; Culicidae
Product: zinc finger protein 585A-like
Exons: 3
Coding region: 524-1522 (332 amino acids)
Source: RefSeq, a predicted model, not a curated record
GUACUUAACUGUCAAAAUGAUUGUGAUGCGAAACUAACGAAACAACAGUUGCGGCAGUUUUUAGUUGAAACUUUAGAGCACUUAAACUUUGUGAAUUUCUACCGGAUAUUGGAAAAUUUCAGUUGAUUUAGAAUGUUCAAGGAACGGAGCUGCCGGGUAUGUUCCGGUCCUGCGGUAUUUCCGCUCUUUGAGCCGCAAGAAGGAAUUCUGCUUGGUCAGAUUCUGGCCGACUUCGCUAAUGUUUUGAUCGCUGAAGAUGAUGGAAAACCUGCAUUUCUUUGUGAAAGUUGUGGACAGAAGCUGAAAAUGAGUGUGGAUUUCUUAAGGGAGGUGCGCGAAGCUGAAAAUAAGCUUGAAUCUAUUUCGAAGAUUUCUAUUCAACAUCACGUUGGGGAAAUAAAGCUCGAAGUUGUUCCCGACGAAAGAAGAUGUGUAUGAGUAUGAGUUUUUAGAUGAGAUCCCAGAUGAAACUGCUAAAAAUAAUGAUGACGAGGAUAACAAUGCUUCUACGGCGUCACCCGCAAUGGCAAACGAAGAUUUGUUGAAGAUACUGGAAUCGUCUGACGACGACGACGAUAACGGAAACGAUAAAAUCCUCUCUUCCGAUGAAGAGAUUGGUGACGAAAUAAUGUUGGAAGAUGAACAAACCAAAUUUCCGUUUGUAAUUCCUUCGGAAGAGAGAAUCGCUCGACGAUUGAAAUUUGAUAAUUUUGAAUAUUUGGAAAUCGAUGGUGAUCGUUGCUGCGGCUGUAGUUUUAUUGCCGCAAAUAGAGAUGAGUUGAUGCAACAUUCCAAAGAAAACCACUCUCAGAACUACUAUGCAGACAGUGGAUACACUUGUCCUACGUGUUACAACAAAUUUCAAAGCCAAGAGAGAUUGGCAAACCACAUUGAAUACUACUCUUGUAGUGAUAUCUUUCUGUGUACGAUAUGCUAUGAAUCGUUUGUACAAAAAAGCCACCUCAAGGCACAUCAGGAUUCAAGUGCUUCACACCAAAAUCAGAACGUGCCUGUUAGUCAAAAAGUUAAACGCCGUAAGAGAACUACUUACACCAAUAAAAGCGCAUUGCUAGUUAAAUCUACCGAAGUGGAUACCCGCAAACACUUUUGCUGUUUCGUCCGUUGCUGGGAAGGUUUUACUACAGAGGAUGAACUUUUAUCACAUGUACAUCUUGUGCAUGAAGGCAAACGGCGGGAGAACGAGUUGGCCAGCUCCAAGCUCAGCACAGCUUCAAAAUUCACCUGCAUAGUUUGUCAGAGGUCGUUCGACAGCGAGAAGCAAUUGCUUGUCCACGUGUCCUACAAACAAAAGCGCGAUGAAUACAUCUGCCAGCAAUGUGGGAAAAGCUUCCGCAAGGCAAGUAUUCUGCGUGACCAUGAACAAAAGGACCACAGUACCCUUACACCGGAAUUUGGCUGCGAUAUCUGCGGGGAAAGCCUUUUGGAAACUUUCGGUGUUGAAAAAUCACCGGAAGAUCCACGUCCCCUUCGAAAACGUGCCAUGCAGCGAACCGGGAUGUGAGAUGGUCUUCAGAGAUACAAUCCUUAUGAAGCGACACUGCCGGAACGUCCAUGGUGAUGCCCCUUGGCAUUGUCGAUUUUGUCCGAAAAAGGUACGCACGAAGGAAGCGCUGGACAUCCACGAGCGGGUACACACGGGAGAAAAGCCGUUCCUUUGCAGGCAAGGCUGCGAGCGGAGGUUCGCCCACGCUACUGAUCGUGUGCGCCAUGAACGUUCGAUGCACACCAGCGAGAAGCCACACAAAUGCGUCCAAUGUAAUGCGGCAUUUGUGCGCAGAAGAGAGCUGGUUAUACACCUGCAGAGGCAUCAUAGCAGCGCUGAGAAUUGAGAUAAGGUAGGUGAAUAAAAUGCUUGAUAGCGAAA